Messenger RNA from Hirsutella rhossiliensis, 2328 nucleotides. RefSeq names its product fibronectin type III-like domain-containing protein. Lineage: Eukaryota; Fungi; Ascomycota; Sordariomycetes; Hypocreales; Ophiocordycipitaceae. The record is from RefSeq and is a predicted model, not a curated record. The transcript has 6 exons. Gene Ontology annotation, biological process: glucan catabolic process. Gene Ontology annotation, molecular function: beta-glucosidase activity. Bases 1 to 2328 code for a protein of 775 amino acids.
AUGUGGCUGUCGUUGCUGCGAUAUGCCAUCCUUGCCUGGCUGCUGCAGCUACUGCCGCCGACGCCACUGCUCGGCACCACCGCCCUCGCCGUCUCGCCCCCGGUCUCUCCCGCCCCUGCCCAUGAGAACCGGGGUAACAGAGAUGCGCCCCGCUGGGCCGACGCCUACAGCAAGGCGCGCCGGCUCGUGGGCCAGAUGACGGUCGAGGAAAAGGCAAACGUGACGAGGGGCUUUGCCCGCAGCGACAACGUCUGCGCCGGCAACUCGGGCUCCGUGCCCCGCCUGCGCUGGCCCGGCAUGUGCCUCCACGAUGCCGCCAACGGCGUCCGCGCCACCGACAUGGUCAGCGCCUAUCCCGCCGGCCUGCACGUCGGCGCCGCCUGGGACCGGGCCAUGGCCCACCGCCAGGCCGUCUUCAUGGCCGGCGAGUUCAAGGCCAAGGGAGUCAACGUCGUCCUCGGCCCCAAUGCCGGCCCCCUCGGCAGGACGCCCCUCGGCGGCAGGAACUGGGAGGGCUUCUCCGUCGAUCCCUAUCUCUCUGGCCAGCUCAACGCCGAGACAGUGUCGGGAUACCAAGCCGCCGGUGUCAUAGCCAGCAUCAAGCACUUGGUCGGCAACGAGCAGGAGACGUAUCGCCGCCCCUACUUUGGCGUCGAGGCGGCCUCGUCCAACAUCGACGACAAGACGCUCCACGAGUACUAUCUCUGGCCCUUCAUGGACGGCCUGCGCGCCGGCGCCGCCUCCGUCAUGUGCUCCUACAACCGCGUCAACAACACGUACGGCUGCGCAAACGACAAGCUCCUCAACGGUAUCCUCAAGACGGAGCUCGGUUUCGCGGGCUUCGUUCUGCUCGACUGGAACGCCCAGCACGGCCUCGACAGCGCCAACGCCGGCCUCGACAUGGUCAUGCCCCUCGGCGGCGCCUGGGGUGAAAACCUGACCGACGCCGUUCGCAGCGGCUCCGUCAGCGAAUCGAGGCUGACUGACAUGGCCACCAGGAUUCUUGCUGCGUGGUAUCUCGUCGGCCAAGACAAAGCCGACUUUCCCGUUCCUGGUAUCGGCAUGAAAAACCUCAGCGAGCCGCACAAAGCCAUCGACGCCCGCGUACCCGAAUCCAAGCCAGUGCUCCUCGAUGGGGCCAUCUCGGGACACGUCCUCGUCAAGAACAAGGGCAACAGCGCGUUGCCCCUAAAAGCCAAGCCAGCCAUGUUGUCCGUGUUUGGCUACGACGCCGCCGCGCCCCCGGCCAAGAACAUUGACAACGCCUUUCGACUGGGAUACACGUCGUCGCGUGGCAUUGCCCAAGCCGUCCUCGGCACCGAGCAGCACUUUGACCAGGCUGCCAGGGGAGGGACCAUCAUUGUAGGCGGACGGGCGGGCGCCAAUGCACCGCCCUACAUCAGCGAUCCUCUGAGUGCCAUCCAACAACGGGCAGAGGCCGAUAACACGUGGGUCAACUGGGACACCGCGUCGCUGGAGCCAGACGUCAACGGAGCCAACGAGGCCUGCCUCGUCUUCAUCAAUGCCAUGGCCACCGAGGGCUGGGACCGUGACGGACUGCACGACGACGCCAGUGACGGACUCGUCCGCCAUGUCGCUUCCCGCUGCGCCAACACCAUUGUCAUCGUCCACGCCGCCGGGAUCCGCCUCGUCGACCAGUGGAUCGACCACGACAAUGUCACAGCCACCGUCAUAGCCCACCUGCCGGGCCAGGACAGCGGCCGGGCACUCGUCCGGCUGCUGUAUGGCGAGGCCAACUUCUCGGGCAAGCUGCCGUACACGCUGGCGCGCAACGAGAGCGACUACCCCGUGUAUGCGCCGUGCGGGCGCCAAGACAACACGACGAGCCCCCAGUGCGACUAUGCCGAGGGUGUCUACCUCGACUACCGGGCCUUUGACGCCCAGAAUGUGACGCCGCGGUUCGAGUUUGGCUUCGGCCUGAGCUACACCUCCUUCAACUUCUCGUCGCUCGUCCUUACGCCAGACGUGAGCCUGCGCCGGUCAGCGAGCAACGGCACUGACCUCUGGGACACACUCAUCGUGGCCGAGGCCCGUGUCACCAAUGCUGGCACCGUGGCGGGCGCCGAGGUCGCGCAGUUGUACCUCGGCAUACCGAGAGGCCCGCCGAAGCAGCUGCGCGGUUUCGAAAAAGUCUCUCUGGGACCGGGCGAGUCGGCGACAGUCCGGUUCGCGCUGACGAGGCGGGACCUGAGUGCGUGGGACGUGGUGCGCCAGCAAUGGGUGGUGCAAGGGGGAGAAUAUCCUCUGUUUGUAGGGGCGAGCAGUCGGGACAUACGGUUGACGGGAUCGUUGGUGGUGGAUGGCUGA